Messenger RNA from Sorex fumeus (smoky shrew), 4776 nucleotides. It is a transcript of the gene ACVR1C, whose product is annotated as activin A receptor type 1C. Gene Ontology annotation, molecular function: activin receptor activity, type I; ATP binding. Bases 134 to 1615 code for a protein of 493 amino acids. Lineage: Eukaryota; Metazoa; Chordata; Mammalia; Eulipotyphla; Soricidae. Gene Ontology annotation, biological process: activin receptor signaling pathway; nervous system development; protein phosphorylation. The record is from RefSeq and is a predicted model, not a curated record. Gene Ontology annotation, cellular component: activin receptor complex; plasma membrane. The transcript has 9 exons.
GCCAAGCGCACGCUGGCAGAAGGCUGUCGGGGCUCCCUCCGGCGUCCCGCGAACUUCGAAGCCGCCCAGCGCUGCCCCGGCCGCCGCGCUCCGCUCUGGGGCCUCGGAGCCCCGGCGUGGCCGCGGGUUGGCCAUGACCCGGGCGCUGGGCGCCGCGCUCUGCCAGGCGUUCCUGCUGCUCGCCGCCGCCGCCGCGCUCUCCGCAGGACUGAAGUGUGUUUGUCUUCUGUGUGAUUCUUCAAACUUUACCUGCCAAACAGAAGGAGCAUGUUGGGCCUCAGUCAUGCUCACCAAUGGGAAAGAACAGGUGAUAAAGUCCUGUGUCUCUCUCCCAGAGUUAAAUGCUCAAGUCUUCUGCCACAGUUCCAACAACGUUACCAAAACAGAAUGCUGCUUCACAGAUUUUUGCAACAACAUAACACUGCAUCUUCCAACAGCUUCGCCAAAUGCCCCCAGACUUGGACCCAUGGAGCUCACUGUUGUUAUUAGUGUCCCAGUUUGUCUCCUGUCCAUACUGACAGUGCUGACAAUAUGGGUAUGCCAAAGACGGCAGUGCACAUACAGAAGGAAGAAGAGACAGAAUGUGGAGGAACCCCUCUCUGAGUGCAAUCUGGUAAACGCUGGAAAAACUCUCAAAGAUCUGAUUUACGAUGUGACUGCCUCUGGGUCUGGCUCCGGUCUACCUCUGUUGGUCCAGAGAACAAUUGCAAGGACAAUUGUCCUUCAGGAAAUAGUGGGAAAAGGUAGAUUUGGUGAGGUCUGGCAUGGUAGAUGGUGUGGAGAAGAUGUGGCUGUGAAAAUAUUCUCCUCCAGAGAUGAAAGAUCUUGGUUUCGAGAAGCAGAAAUUUAUCAGACUGUUAUGCUGAGACAUGAAAACAUUCUUGGUUUCAUCGCUGCUGACAACAAAGAUAAUGGAACUUGGACUCAGCUUUGGCUUGUCUCUGAAUACCAUGAACAGGGCUCCUUAUAUGACUAUUUGAAUAGAAACAUAGUAACAGUGGCUGGGAUGAUCAAGCUGGCACUUUCCAUAGCUAGUGGUCUGGCCCACCUUCACAUGGAAAUUGUUGGUACACAAGGUAAACCUGCUAUUGCUCAUCGAGAUAUAAAAUCCAAAAAUAUCCUAGUGAAAAAGUGUGAAACUUGUGCCAUAGCAGAUUUAGGGUUGGCUGUGAAACAUGACUCAAUACUGAAUACGAUUGACAUACCUCAGAAUCCUAAAGUAGGAACUAAAAGGUAUAUGGCUCCUGAAAUGCUUGAUGACACGAUGAAUGUGAAUAUCUUUGAGUCCUUCAAACGUGCUGACAUCUAUUCUGUUGGUCUGGUUUACUGGGAAAUAGCCCGGAGGUGUUCAGUUGGAGGAAUAGUCGAGGACUACCAGUUGCCUUAUUAUGACAUGGUGCCUUCAGAUCCCUCAAUAGAGGAAAUGAGGAAGGUUGUUUGUGACCAGAAGUUUCGGCCAAGUAUCCCAAACCAGUGGCAAAGCUGUGAGGCGCUCCGAGUCAUGGGGAGAAUAAUGCGUGAGUGUUGGUAUGCCAAUGGGGCAGCUCGCCUGACUGCCCUUCGUAUUAAGAAGACCAUCUCUCAACUUUGUGUAAAAGAGGACUGCAAAGUUUAAUGAUAACAGUUGUAUUCAAAAGCAGUUGUUUGCAGUUGUCUUUCCAUUUGGCAUCUUUAUGUGAAUGUUUUGCUAUUGUUUUUUUGUUUUGUUUUGUUUUUGUUUCUUUUUUUUGCUCUACCUCAGAGAUACUGCAUUACAGUGUUCUAGUGUCCAAAUGUGGCAUGGCCAAAAACUCUAAAGUCAAGCACGGUCAGGCAUUGAUGUCCUUCAAUUUUCAUGAUGUCUUUCAUUUCACUUUGACAAACCACACAUCAGCUCACACCUUUAUCUAAUAUGAAAGAUAUUAUGGAGGUACAAAAUAAGCUAUGUAAAAUAGUUAAAGUAAUUAAGGUUUUAUUUCACUUGAACCAAAAGCACAUGAACGAAUAGACGAAAAUGUUUUGACUUUUUUCUGAGAUGAAAAUAUUCAUCAAAAAUAUGAAUCAGUAUAUUCUAUGUAAACAAAACUUUAGCUGAUGCAUUCUAUGCUUUUUCUCUAUUAUUUAAAUUAAGUAGGAUUUAAAAGUCUAAAUACUGUCCUGAACAUAUGAAAUAUGUAAAAGUGGACCUGCUUUGCAGAAAGAUGGAAACAAGGUCAACAUUUUACUUCCUCAUUUUCUUCUCCCCUCUUUCUUUCCUGUUUAUAAUCUACCAGCAGCCCCUUGGAGGGGGAUAGUUUGAAAGCUGUAUUCAAUAUUAUUCCCUUUCACUAACAAAUUAAACCUCUGACAUCUUGAAAUGUUCCAAAGUCACAUAGCUAGUGACAGAGCUGGGACACUGCCAAAAUCUUUUUUAUAUAGAAAUUUCAGUCAUCCUAUUAGUUAGAUGAAUAUUAAGGUUUUCUGAACACUUCUAGAGAUAAGUUAGGUGUAAGGGUCUUCUGUUAGAUUUCUAGAUGCAUUCCUGAAAUUCCUCCUGCUUUUGUACACAUACAUUUAAAAGAGAAUAGAAAAGAGAAAGGAAACAAAUAUUUUCUGAAAAAAUUAAAGAAACUUAAUAAAUAAAGCAAACCCUACAGAGGGUAUCAGUCAUAAUAAACAUAUAUUCCUGACCCUUUCAAAAUGAAAGGGUGGGUGCAGAUGAUAAUUUGGUGACUCAUGGUAGUUUAUAAUCUCCUUCUUGUAUGGAAGUGAUGGACUAUGAGUAUGCAAAGAACAUUAUAUAUUUCCUUUAAAUCUAUAAUUGUACUUUGGUGAAGGAGAGCUAAUAUGGCUUCUUAUAUUGUUUUAAAGCAUUGUUCACCCAAUCUUUCACACUGAGCACUUUUUAAGCUUAGAUGAUCUAAGUUUGAUCUUGGAAUCAAACAUUAUUUUUGGUAGGUAGGUUCUUAGAUAAUGACAUCACAAUUAGUUUAUCAAGUACUUUGAGGAGUUAAGAAAUAUUACUUGAAUUUCAUUAUACUGGAUUUCCCAAAUUAUUAGACCGUGAAACCCUUUUUAUUAAGAGAAGGGAAAGCCUUUACUAGCCUGAAUUUUGGUGUUUUAUAAAGCACAACUUGGGGAACAGUGUUGUGAAGGAUAUUUCUAUGUAUUUUCACAUAGAGCACAAUCUAAUAAUUAUAAUUUGUUUCACUAUGGAAGUAUGUUACUGAACCCCUCUUCUUUGGAUGGGGUUGAGACAUCAGAUACCACUGUGGUUUGUACAUAUUUCACUCUCAUUUAAGAGAUUAUUCAUUCAUUUCGUAAUGAUGGUGUGCGCCAUAUAUUCCUUGCCCUGGUCUUGGGUGAGUUAGGGAAAUUAAAACAGAAUAGUUCCUCCCCUCAGGAAUCUAAAAGUAUAAUGUGAGGAUGGUGACAUGUGUGUGGGUGGUUGGGAAAGAAAGUAAAUCAAAAGACACAACGUAGAAUGUAUUGAUUUCUUUAUGAUAGGUCUUAAAAAUUACUUUCAGUGUGCAACAGAUUAAAAAUUAUUUGUAUUUGGUUAUUCCAAAAUAUCUAAUUAUAUAAUCAGUUUUUGAGAGUUUAUCUGUGAAGGAAUUUCAAAAAGUUUACGAGAGUGAAGUACUCCUGGUAGUGCUUAUUUCCUUGAUUUCUUCUAGAUUGUAUUUGCAUGUAUGAAUAUGAAAUUAUUUAUUUACUAUAGUUUUAAAAAACAAGAAUAAUAAUUCCCUUUUAUUCACAUGUACAGGGUAAAAAUUAUUGUUUAAUUUUUAAGAGAAAGUUUUCCCAUUUUUAUUAUUUAUCAUUAUGUUUUAUAAUUUAUUUGAGGAUGUCCAAAUGUAAUUUUAUAUUUAUACUCCACUUUCAUCCUACAGAAAUACGUAAAUUCAUAUAUAUUAAAAUAUUUUUCCUGUUUUCUUUUUGAGGGGGUGUAUGUAUGUGUUGGUUAACUAUAAUUUCUAACUAAAUUGUCUUAUAUUUUAAUUAACAAGUAUAUUUUUUAAGAAAUGGAGAAGAUGGAAAAAAUGACAAAAGCUAAAAGUUCUAAUUUUUUUCUUAAUUCUCAAAAUGAUUAUAAAAUAGAAAAUACUGACAAAACUUAGAUAAAGUUUAGAGCACAAGAUAAAUUUUCUGUAUAUACCUAUGCUGUUAAACUUGUUUCUUUGAUGGAGUCUGAUUUUGUAAUAUUUAUUUCUUUUGAGUGUCUUUAUAACCAAAAAAUACUCUUCCUAGACUCUAACUACCAGUGUUCUCUGCUUUUUUUCAAAUAUUUUGGGUACAAUGUAAAGCUUGGUAAAAUGCUAUUUAUGGCAACAACGUCAAUAAUUCAGCAUGAAUUUAUUGCCUUAUAAGCUAUGCAUUUAAGCGUGUAAUUGGUACAGAUUCUGUUGUGUGUUCCAUUCUGUGUCUAAAAUAUUUGGCAUGUCACAUCUAGAAUUCUUAAUUUAUGUUCUGAAAGUUAAGUGAAACAUGACUGUGUCGUGCACUAUUUUAGGCAUAGUACUUGCUUUUCAUCUUGAUACUUUCAAUUAACUUUGCAUUUUAAAUUUCCAAGAUUGUAUGAAAAUAGUAACCUGAGUACAGUGUCUGAAGAACUCAAGAUCAGUUUUUAUUUUAAAAUGAAAAUAUAGAGAGAUUUAUUAGGCUACAAGUUUCAUCAUAAUUAUUAUUUUUGAGUAUUUCUAUAGUUGAAGUAUUAAAGAAAACAACUAUUUCUACUGUACUAGAAUUUCGCCACCAUGUGACUUCUUGGAGCAGAGACAACUCAGGAAUAUCGGAAGAAUUUAUGCAAAAGCAUCA